This is a messenger RNA of Hyaloscypha bicolor E, 342 nucleotides long. RefSeq lists its product as uncharacterized. The record is from RefSeq and is a predicted model, not a curated record. Lineage: Eukaryota; Fungi; Ascomycota; Leotiomycetes; Helotiales; Hyaloscyphaceae. The transcript has a single exon. The coding region runs from base 52 to 267 and encodes 71 amino acids.
GCACAACCUGGUCGUCGCUGCUUCUGCUCGCUGCCCUGGCCCCCUGGGGUCAUGAAUCCACGAUGGCGCGUGGGAAAGCUUGCCGUCCCUGCCCUGCCCUGUCUGCCCUGCCCAGUGCCCACCCCUCUCUGCCCCUUGGAGCCCUGGCCUCAAUCUCCUGACCGCGGUGGGCUUGGUGGGCCUAUGGUUGGCGCACAGCGCCACGGCCACCAGCGGGAGAGGUGGGACGCGGUGAGACAGGCCUGGGAGGCUACUGUAGGAGGCUAGGAGGCUAGGAGGCGAGGAGGUCGAGGGAGGCCCAACCGGUUGACGAGCGGCGGCCCCUCAGGAGAUCAAGGCGGA